Coccidioides immitis RS is the source of this 3482-nucleotide messenger RNA. RefSeq names its product C2H2 transcription factor. Lineage: Eukaryota; Fungi; Ascomycota; Eurotiomycetes; Onygenales; Onygenaceae. The coding region runs from base 547 to 2583 and encodes 678 amino acids. The record is from RefSeq and is a predicted model, not a curated record. Gene Ontology annotation, cellular component: nucleus. The transcript is spliced from 3 exons.
CGCAGGCUCGGCACCAGGCAACGUAAAUCCUGCCGUGUCGAGUCGACUCGUUAACUAGCAGUUAGUGCGCUCGAGCGCCUGAUGCCGCCGAUGAAUCAACGGUCAGCACGAACUUAACUCACUAACGAGCAUGCAACUAAGUACUGGCAACGGAGCGCUGCGGUCAACAUCGACAUCAUCCGUCGUCUCUCUCAUCGAUAAUAAUCUCGUCUCGAUGGUUUUCUCUUAGCCGCCACAUUUAACUUACUUAUCCCGUUUCACUCGUCUGUUCCUCUCUUCUUCAAGCGACCGCACCUCACUUUUAUUUUAUUAUUUUUUUUCCUUUGGUCUUUCUUGUGAUUCUGCUUUGGAUCCUGGUGGAGCCUUUCUCGCUGCCGAACACCGUCCUACCGAAUCCUCGAAGCCAACACACCUAACAUUUCUACAUUCCAUCUACGUCUCUCUUCGCUUGGAGGAACGGGUGUGACUGCUGUGUCCUGGCAACCAGAUCCUAACCCUGCAACGCCCACAAGACCGCGGAGUCUCCCAUCCGGUUCGCUGUUCUUGAUGCGUGAAUCGUCGGACACUCCGCCUCCUCUCCAUUUCUCGCCUCCAUCAAGCGACCACGACCGUACCUCAACCCGUGAAUCCACACCAAUUGGCACUCCAGUCGGCUCUGGCCUCGCGAGUUCACGCAGACCCGAUCGGGAUCGAAAUUCCUAUUUUCCCUGGCAACGCAAACUCGGGGAGGAAGGCAAACCGGCUGCACGCGACCGUCAUACCAGCUUCUUAGGCGACCUAGGUGACUCUACAUUCCCUCUGUUUCAGUCUUCACCGCCUGAACGGACCAUGGAGAAUACAACGUCUCCGAUCAACAUUUCGGCGUCUCGCCAGACAUCUCUUUCCCCACCCGGCCAGCAAGCGUCCAACCUCACGUCCGCCCUGCAGAGAGCCGCGGCCGUGGACCGCCCUGACCUGAUCCCCGCCUGGAAUGGGGCCAGCCCUACCGCAUUCAAGACGAAUGGGGCGCGAAAGGACUCGUUCAGCGCCACAAUGGCACAAUAUUCGAAUGGUUCCAAGCCGAUUACUGUCGCUGGUUCUAACCGUGACAAGCCACGUCGAGAGAGUCUUGCAGGCAGUCUAGUCGGAGGGAUGAGCUGGGGUGGUGUAUCGGUUGGAAGUUGGAUUAGAGAUGAUAUUAUCAUGACAGGAACUUCACCUUUCACACUACAGUCGCCCUCCUACCACUCCUCCUCGUAUCUGCCCAAACUCGAAGCAAAUUUCAUGCGCGACUUUUCUUGUUGUGGAAUCACGCUUCCCACACUUCAUGAUCUCCUUCAACACUAUGAAGAAGCCCACGCUCAAAAGUCGCCUCCGCCGCCACAAAGGUCGCAGUCAAGUCAGACCAUAUCAGAUAACAGAUCCGGCACGGCUGGAAAUCAAAUGCAGCAAAAUCAACAACCCGGUGCCGGGAAGGGAUUCGUCACACCUCAUCCUGUUGGCAACCAGCGCCCGCCAAACCAGAUGACGAGCGCAUCUCAACAACGGAUUCAACCACAGGGUGGAUUUAACACCUCCCGGGUUAUGGAUUUACCGGAUCUUGAUACUGUUGAUGAUAUGGAGAUGGACGAUCCCUUGUCAGAUACUAGUUUCCAGCAGCCCCAACAACAAGGAUUUUUGCAGGCUCGCUUUAGUCAGGAGAAUAGAGGAAACAGAGUGUCACCGCUCAAUCUGGGAAUGCUUCAAAACCAAGGAUUUAGAAGCUCGCAGCCCGGUACACCCGUUUCUCCUGCAAGGCCCCUUCAAAAUAAUCCGACCGUAUCUUCCGUGAAUACGCCAACCCUCUUACCCCACUCUCUACAACAGCAGCAAGCUUCUCAGUUCCGCAAUACUCCCGAGUCUUCUACGCCUGGCACUCCUGCAGAACUCGACGAGUCGAUCGUUGGCGGAAUGAAUGACAUGUCUAUGCAAGGCGCCCCUCUUCCAGGGAACCAGCCUCAAUACCCCGGAUAUGGCGGGCAGAAUGAUAUGCUGGAUUUGUGCAUUGACGAACCAGCCAAAAGAUUGUUUAGACAGGGCGGAGGUUUCAAGAAUACACAGCCGAAUGCCCAGUUCCGGUUGGGCGGGGCCCAAUACGGACCCAACAGUGAAAUCGCACAACGCAUUCGAGAACAGCAGAGGCUUGCUGGUGUUCCUGAUCCAUCAUUCCUUAGGCCUGAUGAGGAACCUAAACCUUAUAGAUGUCCUGUCAUUGGGUGCGAAAAGGCUUAUAAAAACCAAAAUGGUCUCAAGUACCAUAAAUCGCACGGCCACAACAACCAACAACUCCAUGACAAUGCUGACGGAACAUUCUCUAUCGUCAACCCUGAAACUUCCAUCCCAUACCCAGGCACCCUUGGCAUGGAGAAGGAGAAACCUUACCGCUGCGAAGUUUGCGGAAAGCGAUACAAGAACCUUAACGGCCUCAAAUACCACAAAGCCCAUUCACCGCCAUGCAAUCCCGAGCUAUCAUUCAUGACUAAUAGGAAUAUGAACACCGGCGGAGUUAUGCAAGGCGAAAAUGUUAAUGUUGCUGGAGCCGGUCUCCCAGGAAUCGGAGAAUAAAAGGGUGUUGCCCUUAAGUCUUCCCCUCCAAUUAUAAAAGUUAACACAGGAUGCAAAAGUCAGGGCGAACAAAACGGAGUGAAAUGGGGUCGACACGCAAAUACAAGGUACAUAGAUAGAGAGCCUGGAGGCGUAUGUUUUGGGUUUGUGGAUUUCUUCUCUCACGAUCGGCUCCCAUUUUAUUUUCUUUGCGCUUUGGGAUACAUUAACAAAAGGGGGUACGCUUGGCCUUUUUUUUUUUUUUUUUUUCCUUUUGCUUGUUCCGUCUGUCUUUUUUGCUCCUCUUGGCCGGCUUCUUUUUAAUCCCCCGAUCUGUCUUUGCAUGCACGGGGUAAGCAUGUACAUACACUCCGAUUCCCUUCUAGUGUCCGGAUCUUCGAGUCGCAGGACCCUUUUUCACCGACGGCCUUGGUCCUAUUUUCUUCCACGAGCAAUUCGCAACGGCCACCUUUCCGAUACUAACUCUUAUCUGACAUCUUCUUUUCUUGCACAUACCGUUACGGAAGCUUUAGACUCCCAUACACCACUCUUCUACUCCUCGCCGCAUGCUGUUCUGAGUUUUCCUCGAUUUUUGGCACUGGAUUGAUCUUCGCUAAUUGUUCCCGUUGGUGUCUUUUGGAUCGUGACUGAUUUUAUAUCUCUUUCUCUUGUUUUAUUUCCCCCGUACUAUCUUGUCUAAUCGCCUUUUUUGAGUAAUGAUUUCGCUAGCGAAAUAGACUGCAUUUUUAAUAUCCUCACUUUUCAUUUCCUUCUUUCUUGUUUCAUGUGUUUUUUAGUAUUUACCUAUGUUUGUCAAAGUCACUUUUGUUCUGAAUGCUUCCCAUCCUGAUCAUGCCCGUAUGUACUGUACUUUGGAUUGUUUCCCCAUCUGCUUAUCCAAAGUUGAAGGGAGAGAGAGA